AUGAGCGCAGUAGAGAAAUUAAUUGAACAAAUAGAAGAAAUUAGCAAUUCAGAAGUAUCAGAUAUCGCUAUAUCAACUUUUAUCUGUGAAAAUUUGCCUAGUUUGCUUUCAGACAUCUCUAUAGGUUGGAAUAAUUUACUGAAUAUCUUAGUUUCUCUUCCAGACAGAAUUGCAAACAAAUUUAAACACAAUUUACUGCACGCAGAGACCUAUUUUUGUGACCUAUGCUGCGCUCUCUUUAAGCAAGAUUUAGAAAGCAGUGAAGUUCUUUUCAGUAAGACAUUAGAGAUCAUUGAUAAAAUUUUAUUAAGAAGAAAACCUCUUCCCGUAGUAAAAGCUCUUCAGAAAUCUUCUCCUACCAAAACUAUUAUAGAGCUAUUAUCAUCUUUAAAAGUAAUUUCUCCUCUUCUGAUUUGCAUAUUCAAAGAAAUGCCUCUUGCUGAAAUUUAUAAUUAUUUUCCAACCUUCACUCCAACGUUCGCAGUCUUUUUUACAUCUCAAUUACCUUUUAAGGCAGUUUGCUCCACAUACGAAGACUCUGUGAAGCUUUCUGCUUUGCUUGAUCAUUAUUCUUUGUCUGAUAACUGCCUAAUAAAUGCUUCCCAAGAGUGAAGCAAAGAAUCUUUACUAAAAGAGUCCAAUCUCAGCACAAAUUAUUGUAUUUUCUAGUCAGUUCUAACUCUGCUUAUAUACCACAAUAUCCAUGCAGCACUUCCAGCCCCAAUCGCAAACUACAUUUUUUCAGGAGUUCAAAUCCGACUUUCAUCCACAAACAUAAAAAUAAGAAACUCAGGCUUACUUAUUGCAUCUGCUGUAUCACAAAUUAUGCACCCAGAAAGUCCAUCAAUUAAGUUUAGUUUGGAAGAUUUUCUAGCUGAAAAUAAAAUCGAUUUCGGAAGUAGUGAUAGUGAAAAGGAAGAUGAAGAAGAAGAAAUUACAAGAGACAGUCCAAUGUAUUUAGAAGACCUUAUACAAGGGCUAAGGUCCGAGCAAAAAGAUAGAAACGUCGCCGCCAUUAAUGCAGCUGAAGAGUUAAUAGGAGCUGAUCUAGAUGAACUUGAUUUAGUUUAUGAGAGCUUAGCUGACGUGCUAUUUAAAUGUCCAAAUCAAUUUAAUUUAAAAGACUUUGAAGAAAAAAGAUUAAAAGCACUAAUUAGUUUGACGUUUUUAAAGCCUAAAGAAAUGUGCGACAUUUUAAUAUCAAGACUAAAUUCCGAAAAUAAAUCUGCGGGAAGUGAUAUCCUUGUUUAUGAUGUCAUAAGAGAAUCAGCAAAUAAACUAGCAAAUCCUCCAACCAAAAAGCCACAAAUUUAUCACUCUGAAAAAUCUGAAAAAUUAACCCCAGCCCAACAAAUAAUUAAAGAGAGACUUAAACUUAAGACAAAAAGAUACCACAAGACAAUACAUAAACCUAGCAUAGACCACCCAAAUUUAUUUUUUCCUCACUUUCAGUAUUUCAGUUCUGGUAUUAUAAAAUCAAUCAAUAAUAAAACAAACCCCUCAGUUUUGUCCAAAGCAAUAUACACAUUAAGUGAAAUAAUUGAAUGCACUGGGCCUUCUUGCACUGUUGAUAUUGCUGCUCAAUGUGUAUACAUGAUAAGAAGUAUAGUAAAACCAAAUAUUAUUUCUGAAAAGAGAGAAGUCGUUGACUCUUGCUUCUUGCUACUAGUUGAAAUAUGUGAAAAAUUGCAAAAUGGGGUAGAAACACUUGGAAAUUUCCCUACUUUUGUGAAUGACAUUGAAGAAUUGAUUCAUAUUAUUGCAGCUGCACCUGCUGAAUUUCAAGAAACAGCUACAAAAUGUUUGAUUGAUCUUGCAACUUUGCAGGCUUAUUCAAACUAA
This is a messenger RNA of Blepharisma stoltei, 1842 nucleotides long. Lineage: Eukaryota; Ciliophora; Heterotrichea; Heterotrichida; Blepharismidae. The record is from the annotation of a GenBank genome assembly.